CGAUUGGCUGCAACUGCGUGGAAGAUCGGUAAAUUCAAUCGGGUGAGCCCUUAACGUGCAGCCACAUGGUUUAGAUGCUGCAGUGCUUCUAUGCGGGACCAAAGCAGCCAACUGUCCAUUUUCCUGGAUAAGAACAGAAAGUGUUACAGAGCAGAAGCAAUCAUUUGUGAAAGGAAGCCAGAAAACCAUAACACAGCAGGAGAAAAAACUAUUACUAAUGCUACAGAAGUGAAGAACCCACUGCAACAAUGCAAACAGAGGAGCUGUGGUCACACCUUCGUAUUCCAGAAUUGGGGGAAGUCCAGCAAUUCCUGCGCUCUCUUCCACCAUCCACUGUAAUAGGAAUUGGUACCAUUGCAGCUCUUGCAAUGUACUGGUAUGCUACGAGACCCAAAGCACAGAUACCGUCAUGCGACCUGUCAAUGCAGUCUGUGGAAGUUGAAACUGGUGAACAUGCUCGGAGAAGUGCGCUGCUUAGGGAAGGUGAUGAUCUGCUAAGUUCCUACUAUCAAGAUGUAAGAACACUAUAUGAUGUGCUAAAAAGGGGUUUGAUUGUAUCAAGUAAUGGACCUUGUUUGGGUUUUAGAAAGCCAAAUCAACCUUACCAGUGGAUAUCCUAUCGUGAAGUUAUUGAUAGGGCAGAAUUUGUGGGUUCAGGAAUUUUCCUUCGCGGCUAUAGGGGAGGGAAUAGUGAAUAUAUUGGGGUUUUUGCCCAAAACAGACCGGAGUGGGUUAUUGUUGAACAGGGCUGUUACGCAUACUCCAUGGUAGUGGUACCAUUGUACGAAACGUUGGGAGAUGAAGCUGUUUCCUAUAUCAUAAACAAAGCGGAUAUUGAAGUUGUAAUCUGUGACACAGCAGUCAGAGCAGAAACCCUACUAAAGGGGGUGGAAACUGGGGUAACAUCAGAACUAAAGAUCAUCAUUGUCAUAGAUCCUUUUGGAGAGGACCUCAAAGAACGAGGAAUUAAAUCUGGAGUUGAGCUUGUUUCUUUAGCAGAAAUAGAGGAACUAGGAAGGGAGAAGAAGCAAAAACUGAAACCAGCACAUCCUGAUGAUUUGGCUGUUAUUUGUUUCACCAGUGGAACCACAGGAAACCCCAAAGGGGCACUGUUGACUCAUGCAAACAUUGUGUCUAAUCUCUCUGCUUUUAUCAAAGUUACAGAGGGGCAUUGGGUGGCAUCACCCUCUGACAUACACAUUUCCUUUUUACCACUUGCACACAUGUUUGAGCGCCUGGUACAGGUUGUGGUCCUCUGUCAUGGUGCACGGAUUGGAUUCUUUCAGGGAGACAUUAGACUGUUAAUGGAUGACAUCAAAGUUUUGAAGCCAACGAUCUUUCCAGUUGUUCCCCGUUUGCUUAAUAGGAUGUAUGAUAGGAUUCAUAGCCAAGCUAAUAGUUUUGUGAAAAGAAAAGUAUUGCAGCUUGCUUCCUGGCGAAAAAUAGAAGAACUUCGGAAAGGGAUAAUGCGACGCGACAGCAUAUGGGACAUAUUGGUCUUUCGAAAAGUACAGGCCAGUCUGGGUGGUCAAGUAAAACUGAUGGUAAUUGGAGCUGCUCCUGUGUCUGAGACUGUGCUUACCUUUAUCAGGGCAGCUUUAGGUUGUCAGUUUUAUGAGGGAUAUGGGCAAACGGAGUGCACGGCAGGCUGCUCAAUGACCAUUCCCGGAGACUGGUCAGCAGGACAUGUGGGAGCUCCAAUGCCUUGCAAUCUGGUUAAGCUUGUUGAUGUAGAAGAAAUGAACUACUUUGCUGCUAAAGGGGAGGGUGAGGUAUGUAUAAAGGGGCCAAAUGUGUUUUCUGGUUACCUAAAAGACCCUGAGAAAACUGCAGAAGCUCUGGAUGAGGAUGACUGGUUGCACACUGGGGAUAUAGGAAAGUGGCUGCCGAAUGGGACUCUGAAGAUAAUUGAUCGCAAAAAGCACAUAUUCAAAUUGGCACAGGGCGAGUACAUAGCACCUGAAAAAAUUGAAAACAUCUAUGUGAGGUCUGAGCCAGUUGCUCAGGUGUUUGUUCACGGUGACAGUCUGCAGGCUUUUCUGGUGGGAAUUGUGAUACCUGAUCCUGAGGUGUUAACUGACUGGGCCCUAAAGAAGCAUAUUAAAGGGUCAUUUGAAGAUUUAUGUAAAAACAAGACUUUAAAGGAUGCUAUUUUAGAAAAUUUGCUGAAGAUCGGAAAGGAAGCUGGACUGAAAACAUUUGAACAAGUGAAGGAUAUUUUUAUCUAUCCUGAGAUGCUAACUGUUCAAAAUGGCCUUUUGACACCAACGUUCAAGACAAAGAGAGCAGACCUAAGAAAAUUCUUCAGCGCACAAAUCGCUGAACUUUAUGCAAAGCACACUGUAUAAACAAGUGCACCUUUUUGAAGCAAAUCUAAUUACUGUCUGUGUUCAUUUGAUAAUGAUAACUGAUGCUUUGCAAUGAUCUACCAGAAUAUAUAUAUAUAAAUAUAUUCAUAUUUUGUACAAGCCUUGUGAGCCAAAAAAUAUCAGAUCAUAUCACCGUUUAAAUACAUUUGUUAAUUUCCAAAAUGCCUUAUAUUUUAAACAUUCAUCUCUUUCAUGAGGGAAUGGUAUCACAAACUUGAAAUGAAGGGGAAGCACAAAUUAAGUUGCACUUGUGUGGAUGGAUGUACAGUUGUCACAAAUGCACUAUUGAAUAACAUAAUUUUUAUAUCUGUAUGCAGCAGCUGUUGCACAAAUGUCUAAAGUGAAAUGAAAAUGAAUACUGAAAGCUUUAACAAGAUUACAUGUUUAAUUUAUAUCUCCCUGACAUUUGAUUAUGUUAAAAAGGCUUGCCAUUGUAGAUGUUUUUGUACAGAGAACCAAACGAAGAUUUGCAAAUUGUCAGUGAAGUAAAAAUAAAAAGUAUGUUUUCUGUG
Hypanus sabinus (Atlantic stingray) is the source of this 2881-nucleotide messenger RNA. RefSeq names its product long-chain-fatty-acid--CoA ligase 1-like. The record is from RefSeq and is a predicted model, not a curated record. NCBI's taxonomy places the organism in Eukaryota, Metazoa, Chordata, Chondrichthyes, Myliobatiformes, Dasyatidae. Gene Ontology annotation, molecular function: arachidonate-CoA ligase activity. The coding region runs from base 249 to 2348 and encodes 699 amino acids. Gene Ontology annotation, cellular component: endoplasmic reticulum; membrane. Gene Ontology annotation, biological process: very long-chain fatty acid metabolic process; long-chain fatty-acyl-CoA biosynthetic process; long-chain fatty acid metabolic process. The transcript is spliced from 22 exons.